AUGGGUAAGAGGCAGCAAGUUGCAGACUAUAAUACAAUGUUGGCCAGAUUCAGAGCAGCUAUGGUAUUAAGUGGUAGUGGUGAUGCUAUAGGAUACAGACAUGGUAAAUGGGAAUUUUGUUUAGAUGGCAGACAAAUUCAUAAAGAAUUACAAGAAAUGGGUGGAAUUGCAAAAAUUAAUGUAGCAGCCAGAAAAAGAGAUAAUCUAUUAUGGAUAGUUAGUGAUGAUACUGUUAUGCAUUUAGCUACAGCAGAAGCUCUGAUAGAAAGUGGGGAAACAGAAGAUUGGGAUGAACUAUUCUAUAAUAUUGGUAAACAUUAUCAAGAAUCUAUGAAGGAUAUGAGAGGUAGAGGUCCAGGUCCUACAUGUAUGGGUGGUGCCAGUGCAUUUAAUCCUAGUAUUAAGAAGAAACAAAUUGUACCAUUUGAUGGAAGAGGUGGUGGGUGUGGUGCUGCUAUGAGAGCUAUGUGUAUUGGUCUACGCUAUCCUCUACAUAAAGAUGAAGAUAAAUUGAUUAAAGUGAGUGUAGAAAGUGGAAGAAUGUCCCAUCAUCAUCCUACAGGUUAUCUAGGUGCUGUAGCAGCGGCUUUAUUUACUGCUUAUAGUAUACAAGAGAAGCCUAUAAUAGAAUGGGGUCACAGUUUAGUAAAUGACGUAAUACCUAAAACAUUACAAUAUAUAAAAGAUACUGAUGAAUAUGUAGCACCUAAUGUUCAAAUAUGGGAUGAUGAGAAAGGAUUUAAAGCCCACUGGGAAAGAUAUUUAAAAGAGAGAAAGAUAGCAGACGGCAAAUCAGAGCCUGUGUUCCCUAAAAUAUAUGAUGUAGAAGAAAGAGAUAUAUUUUAUAAGUAUAUAAGUUUUAGUGGAUGGGGUGGCGCUAGUGGCCACGAUGCACCCUUGAUAGCAUAUGAUGCCUUACUAGCAGCAAAAGAUAACUGGACAGAGCUUACAAAUAGAGCCUUUUUCCAUGCAGGAGACAGUGAUAGUACAGCUGUAAUGGCAGGCUGUUGGUUUGGUGCUCUCUAUGGUUAUAAAGAUGUGCCAAAAUCUAAUUAUAAGGGUUUAGAAUAUCAGUCGAGAUUAGAGAAAGCUGGUGAAGAAUUAUAUAGAUUGUCACAUAUAGGAGAUACUAAUAAUUCAAGUUAA
Molecule: messenger RNA, 1146 nt
Organism: Lottia gigantea (owl limpet)
Lineage: Eukaryota; Metazoa; Mollusca; Gastropoda; Lottiidae
Exons: 12
Coding region: 1-1146 (381 amino acids)
Biological process (GO): protein de-ADP-ribosylation
Molecular function (GO): magnesium ion binding; ADP-ribosylarginine-[protein] hydrolase activity
Source: RefSeq, a predicted model, not a curated record